Triticum aestivum (bread wheat) is the source of this 807-nucleotide messenger RNA. Its product is annotated as 4-coumarate--CoA ligase-like 6. Gene Ontology annotation, molecular function: CoA-ligase activity. Lineage: Eukaryota; Viridiplantae; Streptophyta; Magnoliopsida; Poales; Poaceae. The record is from RefSeq and is a predicted model, not a curated record. The transcript is spliced from 3 exons. The coding region runs from base 1 to 807 and encodes 268 amino acids.
AUGAAGGAUCUAAUAGUCCGGCUUUGGCCAGCUGAAUCAAUUCCCAGCAGUUACUUUGGUUUGGUGAAGCGGCUCGGCGACGCGUCGCCCCGGAUUGACGCUGCCCGCCCAAAGGCAAGGACCACCGCUCGUCGACGCCGCCACAGGCAUUGUCGUCUCCUACCCGUCCUUCAUCGCCUCCGCCCCGGGGACGUCGCCUUGGUCGUCACGCCCUCGCGCCUCGAGGUCCCCGUGCUCCACUUCGCGCUCAUGUCCAUCGGCAUUGUCGUGUCCCCCGCCAACCCGGCCUCAACCCCCGAGGAGUACGCGCACCAGAUCGCCCUCUCCAGGCCCGUCGUCGCGUUUGCCGCCCCCGAGGUCGCCGCCAAGCUGCCCGGCCACGUCAGGCGUGAAGGCGGCUCCUCCGCCGGCCGUCACGCUGCUCCCACUCCCCCUGUUCAACGUCUUCGGGUUCAUGAUGGUCCUGUGCACCAUAUCCAUGGGGGACACGGCGGUGCUCAUGGAGCGCUUCGACAGUUCGACUUCGGUGUCGCGCUGCGUGUGAUCCUGUGGUACCGUGUCACACUGCUGCCCGCGGCGCCGCCCGUCCUGGUGGCCAUGAUCAAGUCCAAGGAGGCAUGCCACCGCGACCUCUCCUCGCUCCACAUCUUCGCCGUCGGUGGCACGCCCCUUGGCCGGGACGUCGCUGAGCGCUUCGCCGCUGUCUUCACGAACGUUCAAAUUGUUCAGGUUAAGCAUGAGACUCCAUGCAGGCUGCAGAAUACUACUGAAUCUUCCAUGCAUGCCGGGCGGGAGGAGGAGGGGUGA